UCACAGCGCGAGCUGCGCGUCGUAUCCGGAGGCGGGAAACCGAGAGUCGGCUGUUACUGCGGCUGCGUUUCUUUGGAAAAUCGGGAUUAAGUGUGACCGUUUGCGAAGUUUCAGAAGCUUAAAGCCUGUUUUUUCUCCUGCGGUGCUCACUUCGCUCUUUUCAUGCAGCUGUGAGAAACAUGCUCGGUCGAUUUGAGCCGUUGAACGUCGACAGCAGCAGGCUAAGCUAACGUCCGUUCACUUCGCCGCCGCGCAGCCGGUCGUGUAGCCCGGCUGUUAAACCCAGUCUGCCCGCCGCUUGCUGGAGACGUGUUUACGGGUGUCUGGAGUUACAGCCGCCUGUUCAUUAACCCGAACGUCUCUGUAGGUUUUGUGACUGCUAGCUAGCUGACCGGACCCAGACAUGUCCGUUGUGACGGUCCAGCUGGGUCAGUGCGGUAACCAGGUCGGCCCAGAGCUCCUCAGUACGCUGUGCGAUGACUCCGGCGGAGCUGGCCGGGGACCGUACAGUGAGCUCAGCCGAGAGAGGUUUUUCUGGGAAGAUUCACGAGGAAUGCUGGUGGCGCGGUCUGUUCUGGUUGAUAUGGAGCCUAAAGUUAUUUCUCAAGCCGUAGCAAAGGCAUCGAAAUCUGGAAAGUGGAGAUACUGGGAGAAAGCACACUUCUGCCAAAAGCAAGGCUCUGGAAACAACUGGGCGAAUGGAUACUGUGUUCAUGGCCCUCGCCACGAGGAAGCUGUGGAGGAUCUGGUCCGGAGGGAGGUGGAACGCUGUGAUCGCCUUUCAGGAAUCUUUGCCGUCAUGAGUGUUGCAGGGGGUACAGGUUCCGGAGUUGGGACCUUCAUCACACAGUGUCUGCGAGACGUGUAUCCCAAUUCUUUUAUUGUCAAUCACCUGACGUGGCCCUACGGAACAGGAGAGGUGAUCGUCCAGAACUAUAAUUCGGUGCUCACGCUGUCGCGCCUCUACCAGCUAUCCGAUGCCCUUGUGGUUCAUGAGAACGACACUGUUCACAAAAUCUGCAGCCGGCUGAUGAACAUCAAGCACAUCUCUGUCGACGAUAUUAAUAAGGUGAUCGCUCACCAGCUGGGUAGCAUGCUGCAGCCUGCGUACACUGCAGACUCACCCACCCACUACAGCAGAAACCCUAUAGGUGAAUUAUUGAGCUCCCUGGUGUGUCAUCCUGAAUACAAACUGCUAAGCCUGUGCAACAUCCCUCAAAUGUCUCAAACCUCACUGGCUUACAGUACCUACACUUGGCCUGGAUUGCUUAAGCAUUUAAGACAAAUGCUUAUUGCCAAUGCCAGGAUGGAGGAAGGUAUUGAUUGGAAAGUGUCUGUGUUGCCAUCUGGCGGGGAGCGCGCUCAAACUAGACGGAUGGGUUUUAACAGAUCGCUAUCCAAUCUUCUGAUACUGCGGGGUAAAGACGUCUCCAGUGCCGACGCAGGUGCUUUUAAGGACCCUGCCCUUUAUGUCUCCUGGGUCCCACCAGAUGACACCUUCAGCUCAUGGACCUCACCUGUGCCCUUCAAUGGCUAUGAGAAGUCUGCCACUUUAGUCAGCAACAGCCAGUUCCUGUUGAAACCUCUGGAUAAUAUUGUUAGGAAGGCUUGGAACAUGUUUGUGUCCAGGGCUUACGUUCAUCAGUAUACCAAAUUUGGAAUUUCAGAAGAAGAUUUUCUUGACAGCUUUAGCAUGUUGGAGCAGAUCAUUUCGAGCUACACACACCUUUGAGACAAUGAGGUCGAUUCCAAAAGAUGUGGUUCUUAAACUGGAAGAAUGUCAGUUUUCUACUGUAAAUUGUAAAAAUUUUGGUGAAGUAAUUUAUACUAUUAAAAUAUUCUUUUCUAAGCAA
This is a messenger RNA of Pygocentrus nattereri (red-bellied piranha), 1853 nucleotides long. RefSeq names its product tubulin, delta 1 (gene tubd1). The record is from RefSeq and is a predicted model, not a curated record. Gene Ontology annotation, molecular function: GTP binding; structural constituent of cytoskeleton. Lineage: Eukaryota; Metazoa; Chordata; Actinopteri; Characiformes; Serrasalmidae. Gene Ontology annotation, cellular component: cytoplasm; microtubule. Gene Ontology annotation, biological process: mitotic cell cycle; microtubule cytoskeleton organization. Bases 404 to 1732 code for a protein of 442 amino acids. The transcript has 8 exons.